Molecule: messenger RNA, 624 nt
Organism: Stylonychia lemnae
Lineage: Eukaryota; Ciliophora; Spirotrichea; Sporadotrichida; Oxytrichidae
Source: the annotation of a GenBank genome assembly
AUGGAAAAGUCCAAGCAACCCUCGGUCGCAGUCGGAGAUCUUAAUGCUAAUAGCCAAGCUAAGGAUCCUAAGCCAGUUAAAGAUGAUAAUCUUAAUCCACUGUUAAAUAAUGGAAUCACAAACAGAGAUAUUUUCAGAACACUACUGUUUCAUUUCAAGACUGACAAUUACAUUCCAAUCGAUGGUGCAGCUAAAUUUGUUGUAAAUCUGCUUAAGAGACCAGUUAAGACUAAGUAUGAUGAGGAAGCUGAGGCCAGAUUCUUCAACUCGCUUGUUUAAAUUAUGAAGUCAUUUUCCUUUGAUGGCAAGAAUCUCUCAGAAAAUUCUUUCUGCAAGUUGAUGCAGUCCUUUGAGACAUUCAAUGAGAAUGAAUUCACAGAUCAAUAGCAAUAUGAUAUGUUCCUUGAGAGACUAUUCUACAGAAUCAAGCACAAGAAGACUGACUAGAUCUAGAUUGAAGAUUUCAAGGAGCUGAUUGAGCGAGCUGGCUUUAAAUUUGAAAAAGGAGAGUUUGAGAACCUUAUUAAAUGGUAUUUCAGGAAUAAGGAAACUAUCACACUUGAGGAAUUUAAGCUAUUUGCAACAGGAAACUGCGUCAAAUUAGUGGAUAACAAGAAAAAGUGA